AAAUUAAUACGGCGACUAUUACCUGCUUUAUAGUCCAAUUCUUGUUGAGAUGUCACAACGCAGCCCAACUUGUGUGAAAUGUAAGGCAACAUCUAGUCUGAUGUGGCACAAGACUACAAACGGCUCUUUGAUGUGCUUAGACUGUCAGACUGUUGAGAAAAAAACUAACUCAAAUUCGUCAUCUCCUCAGAGCACUAGAAGUACUACUAGCAGUGCAAGUGGCCAAUAUGACCCUACACCAUCCCAGAAUGAGAAGACAGAUGCUUUAUCCCAGUCUCCUGGUCCCACUACUAGAAGGUCUACUCGGUCAAGAGAGAGAGCCAAUAAAGCCAAACCACAAUCCAUCCCACAAGAUAAUCCUCCUAUCGUUGUGGAGACAAACGUAUCAGUGUGUACAGCUAGUAAUUCUCUACCAUCCACCCCAAAUAAUAGCAAAGAUUCUAUCAAGGAGAACAAAAGUGAAAAGCCUGUUAAAGAUAAUGAGUUAGUGGGAGUACAACCUGUACCGGUACCCGCUACUGCUUUUAGGGAUCACCACAUCAGCCAGUGGGAGAGAAGCCGGCGCAGCUUAUCUCUGAAACUGUAUCAGCCUGUUAGAUCUCCUGUGGCUCAGCCUGAGGUAGUCACCAGCGACUCUAUUAAUCACAAUGGUACACAAUACGAAGUUGGUGACAUAGUAUCUGUGCUGGAUGAGGAUGGUGGUGUGUAUUAUGCACUUCUCCGAGGGUUUCUUCAAGACCACCAUGCUGAGCGGUAUGUCGUUAUCACUUGGCUCUUACCAACGCACCCUCAUCCUUCACACUUUGACCCUACCAGAUUCAUAUUAGGCCCGGAAGAAGACGUUCCUAUGUCCCUCGAUGUUGUGGAAUUUGUCUGUCAUUCUCCUCAAUCAAAGAACUUUCAAGCUAGUUACUUUCAUAACAUUGAACUAGCAUCGCUAUGGGAAACAGCUAAUUAGGUAGACUAAUCACGUCUCAAAUUGGCUCUUAAUCAUGAAUCACAAUCAAUUUCUUCUGGUGUUGAAUACAGUAUAUGUUACAGAUAAA
Molecule: messenger RNA, 1046 nt
Organism: Halichondria panicea
Lineage: Eukaryota; Metazoa; Porifera; Demospongiae; Suberitida; Halichondriidae
Product: GATA zinc finger domain-containing protein 1-like
Exons: 3
Coding region: 50-958 (302 amino acids)
Biological process (GO): chromatin organization; regulation of DNA-templated transcription
Molecular function (GO): sequence-specific DNA binding
Source: RefSeq, a predicted model, not a curated record